CGCAACUUGGCACAAGCGAGCCAGCCGGCACCAAGAACCAUGCGGGUUCGUGGGCCUUCCUGACCGCAUCCCGUGGCUUUGUUCAUCGCUCGCGGUCGUCUCUGAGAGCGUUUCUAUACAGGCUGCUGUGCGGUGGGACGACGCCCCGCUUCCGAGCGGCGUGCUGGCGUUAGAGGCUGCGACAUGUCCGGUGACUGAUUGCAUAAAAGUCUUUUGUGACUGACCGACCGCCUGGCCACUUUGCAUUUUGGUCGGGUCGAAUUAAGAAGAAGAAGAGCAUGUUCCGACUCAACUCCAAGCGCGUGUUUCCGAGUGAGGAAGAGAAGUUGCUGCACCGUCGCCGGCUCCGCGCGUCGAACCAGCGCGCGCACGUGGCCCGUCGGCGCGAGACCAUUGAGCGCCUGAGCCGCCAAGUCGACGCGCUCGCGUACGAGACGAGCCGCCUCGAGGGCAAGCGCGAGUCGCUCAGCGUGACGCACCGGUACCUCAACGACCACCGGAGUGUCAAGACGGUCCACGAGUACCUCCGCGUCUUUCAGCAUGGCUACAAGACGUCGCUCGAUAAGGAGGCGACGAUCCAAGAGCGCUUCCUUCGCUCCAUCAUGCGCGACGACCUCCGGUACUUUCACCUCAUUGGCGUCGACAAGCUCCUCCACGUCUUCCGCGUCUACUGCGCGUCGCACAGCAAUUUCUCCAUGUGCUUUUUGCGCUGCAACGUGAUCCAGAACGACGACGACGGGCUCGUGGCGUGCCACGUCACCAUGAUGGUGUCCCAGCGCAUCACGCGCACGACGCUCAGCAUGUACUUUCCUCAUAUCCUCCAUGACGAAGUGCUUGUGCAAGCGCUCAUUGGCCGUCAAAUCGACCUCCCGACGACCUCCAUCUUUGGCUUUGACGAAGAUGGACUCGUCUCGUCGUAUACUGCCAGCAUGGACUUUGUCGGCGCCUACAUGCGUCUCCUUGCCGACCUCGAGACAGUUGCUCGGCUCGUUGGCGGCAACAUGUACCAUCCGAGCAAGCUCCAGAGCUUGUCCUAGUCGCAUAGUAGUACUUAUACAUCGUAAAGCAUUGGCAUUUUGUUGUUAA
Saprolegnia diclina VS20 is the source of this 1086-nucleotide messenger RNA. RefSeq lists its product as hypothetical. The transcript has a single exon. The coding region runs from base 279 to 1037 and encodes 252 amino acids. The record is from RefSeq and is a predicted model, not a curated record. Lineage: Eukaryota; Oomycota; Saprolegniomycetes; Saprolegniales; Saprolegniaceae.